Messenger RNA from Pelagomonas calceolata, 431 nucleotides. Lineage: Eukaryota; Pelagophyceae; Pelagomonadales; Pelagomonadaceae. The record is from the annotation of a GenBank genome assembly.
GAUUGUUAUCUGCGUAGCGCGGCGCCCGUGGUCGAGAGGGCACUUAGGCAAAGGCUUGCGGGCGUCUACGCCGCCAGGCGACAGGCUAAGUCGCUGGCGUCGAAAGCGAUACGAUGAGUCCCUCAGAACCCUCAACACUCAGCAGGUCCUCCUUCGGCCGAAAAUGGUGUGAACCCGAUUUGCAAGUCCAACAAACUUCAACACUCUACGCGGAUGCGCUCCACCUGGACCCCGCCGCCACGCUCGACGACCUCCGCGAGGCCGUGGCGACGCUCGAGGAGAUCGAACCGACCGCGCGGCGCGUGCUCGGCGGUGCGCACCCGACCACAACGUUGAUUGAUGAAUCCUUGCGACGCUCGCUUGUGACGCUCGGAGCCGCGCUCCGCGCCCGCGGCACGCCAUCGCUUCCCGAGAACGCCGCCGACGACUAA